Messenger RNA from Phlebotomus papatasi, 7964 nucleotides. RefSeq names its product serine-enriched protein-like. The record is from RefSeq and is a predicted model, not a curated record. Lineage: Eukaryota; Metazoa; Arthropoda; Insecta; Diptera; Psychodidae. Bases 240 to 2528 code for a protein of 762 amino acids. The transcript has 4 exons.
GGUCUAACGGCCCCUCCUCCCACCACCACAAAAACUCCUCUCCAAAAAUCCGGAAAGCCAAAUCCCAGAGCUUCCGUACUCGUCGUAGUCCAUCUGAACGGAAGGGCAGUUCAUCUGCAUUUGCACCAACUUCGGGACAACUCAAUCUAGCUAUUGAGCGUGUUGGCAGCAGGAGAAGCCCUAGUGGUCCAUCGCCUCAUGACAGCAAAAGUCCUAGUAGCACAUCACAGAAGAGUCCGAUGUCUCUGUCACGACAGAACACCGUUCGGCAGUCUCAUCGGAGAAAGAAUAGCAUGACAGCGUCGCUGAAUUUGCAGGGACGGCGGAGUCCCUGCGGAACCGCGCCAGAGCAGCGCAGUCCGCAGGGACGUCGCAGCCCCGUCUUUCUCAGCUACGAACAGUCACGCUCAGGACACCGCAGUCCAACUGAUCGGCGAAGUCCAACUUCCUCAAUUCACGUACAGCAGCAAUCGGGGCAUCGGAGUCCUAUUGACUAUGAAAAGCGAAGCCCAAUAUCUGGAGUUGCACCACCGCUUGAUCGAAAAAUGUCAGGAGGAAUAUCACCGGAUGAGCGAAGGACUUCUCUACAACAGUCACUGAUCUUGGGCAGACGAAGUCCCAUUGGUUUCUCGCAAGGAAUGAUGAUCCCUCUAACACCUAGUCGUAGCCCAACGCUUCCUAUUCCACCCAUAACAAUCUCCAAUCCUUCAGAAACAAUUGCCAUCAUCCAACGCCAGAUUGACAGCACAGUUGAGUCCUCGGCAGAUGAAAAGAGUCCUCCUCCAGUUGAGCGCAAGGAGAAGACUAGCGUUAUGCGAGAAAUCCUGGCUUUUGUGCGCAAACCUUCUAAGAAGGUCACGACGAGAACUAGUCGUUUUGCUGCAGCUUUCUCAAGAGCAGAAUCCACAUCUGGAAGUCCUUUGCUGCGCCAGAGCACCUUUUCCAGUGCCCCAACGGCAUCUAGUCGAGCAGCCAAGAGUGCAGUCACUAAGCAAAUGUCGGAAGUCAGCUUGGAACCGAAGAUGUCUCAACGCUUUAAAAAUCUAGCCUACACGACAAAACUCUCUCUGAGGCUUCGAAGGUCCGACACAGGUAGCAAAGGCAAGGACAUGAAGAAAUCUAGUGGAGAGGAAGCCAGCGAUGUAGAGAGCAUAACAGAUGUGAGAGCGGUAGAGAAAUUGGGUACUAAGCCUUCUCUUAGCAGUACUAAUGGUGGACUGUCAUUUGAGUUGGAGAAUGUGUACUUUGAAAAAGUAGGAGAUUCCUAUAUCAAGCACGAACAGAUCCGCGAGGAGACUCUUGAAGAAUCUAGUCCUGUAAAGUCUGUUUCGAGUGGAGAGAAACGAACAGCUGAGGGAACAUUGGAACCUCAGCGUAUUGGGAUGAGCGGAAAAUCACCGCUGGAGGAAGAGACGGAACGCAUUGAAGAGCUCAAAAGGAGCCUCUUGAGCCUCCUUCCACCGGUGGAGGGAAGUGUAGAUGAUGCGACUCAAGAUACGACUGAGGCUGUCCCAGAGUUUACGCUCGAGAAGCCACAAGUGCCUGCCACCACCAAGAUGCAGUGUCCCACGUUCGAGAUCGAGCCCCCAUCCCGGCGUGCAUCCUUUGAUCCACCUCGGUCACCCUAUCUGGAAAAUCUCCGGAGUCCAGGUGCUCGAGGUGAUGAUGCAAGUGGUGUACGCAGGGACUCGGGGGCGGAUAGUUUCGAAAUUGUGGACACUGAUCGCAAUCGUGAAUCGAGCUUUGAAGACCGCUAUUCAUCCAUUGACACGAGUUUCGACAUAUCCAGGUACCACUCGACGAGUUACGAAGAUCAAACAUCAAGCUUCGAAAUGAUGGAAGCCACUCCCGGUGAUAAGAGAUCACCCUAUGAUCUCCGUAAAUCGUCGAUUGAGCUCGUGGAUGUUGAAACCUUCCAGCAACGCUCAGGUGGCAGCAGCGAUGGUCGCAAAUCCUCUUUGGAAACACAUUUUGACUAUACUCUGCCCCAUGGUAUGGCCAAACACUUCCACUCCCGCAAACAUUACCAUCAGCAACGAGCAGCUAUGCCUCGACCACGUAGCCCACUCUCGCAGCAAACGUCAUCCAAUUACAGUUCUCGUGACUCCUAUGAUUCAGCUUCAGAGCCUCUGGCUCAGAAGCGUCUUUCUGGCUCUCGAAGCCCCUUUGCAGAUCCUACGCGUCAGCACUUUCCACUUCCGGCUCGAUCACCUUGUACCGGCGUCGACGGGGAACCUUUCCUGUGCAUGGAUCACCGUUGUGCCGCCAUCUUUGAACCACGUCCACCACGAACUUCCUCUCCCUACCUUACCACCUCCAGCGGCAGCGAAUUCGAGCCACCGUCGCCGCGACGUGCCUCCUCAGUGUCACCCAAGCACACCUUUACUUUCCGCAUUGUGCUCAAGAAAGUCGAAAGCAGUCCUGAUGAUUUGUGUCCAACACGUGAACCACGAAGGAGUCGCGUUGACAGACACAAGAGACGUGAUAGCCGUCGCAAGAGACUCAUGGACACGGGAAAGAGUUUCUAGGAGCUAAGGAACAAUCACCCCGGAACCCUUCCACCCGUCAUCCAAUGCCUUAUUCGAGGAAGGAUUUUCUGGUGAGUUGAAUACAUUCGAAAAAUUCCCAAAAUUGGCAAAUUUCACGAGACUUAAAACGAAAAUUCGAAAUUCAAGCGAAAAUUCGUUUUCGAAAAACAUUCAGAAACAAUAUUGGCAUAUUUUCAAGCUUUUCCAAAAAUUCUAAAUACCAAACCUAAUAGCAAUUUAAAGUGAGUCCUAAAAAUGUUAAAUUCUUUAAAAAGUAUUUUUUAUAUCCUGUGCCAAAAACACAAUCCAAAAAACAUUUGCUUGUUUUUAAUUUCAGCAUGUCAAAUGAAAUUAGAAAUGUGCGAAAGUGAAAUACGUGAAUCAGGGAAAGUUUACAAAUUGUAACAUAAACAUUUGCUUGCGUUCAAGUUUAAUAAUUAAAAAGUAGAGACGAAAUAAAACAAAAAAUUGAAAAAUGGCGAAUUAAUUAAUUUUUAAAUAAAACUUACCAGUUAGUUCUUUCUGAUCCAAAUCACCCAAUUCCUUUCUGAUUCCGCCAAUCUGCCUUCCACCUGAAAAAUAAUGAAACACAGAAGUAUAACAAUUUGCCAGAUGUGGGUGAUUGUGCUAAAAAAAAGUUGAUAAGAAUUUGUGUGGAUAAUUUUAAAAGAUAAUCAAUAAAAUGUUGUUACUGUUGGCAACUUAAACUAAUCUCAUUGAUAUAAUUGAUAAAGAAAUGAUAGGACAAAAGAAUAAAUAAAACGUACACUGUGACAAUCCUCAAUGUUACUUAUAUUUAGAAACAAAGAUAUUAUUGAAAUUAUAGAAAAAUAAUGAAUAUUGUUUUUCCCCUUAUUCCCUAUAUUAAGUAAUUAUAUAUUCAAGUCUGGCAACAUUUGGCAAUGAUUUCGCAAGAAUAAUUAAAUAUCUAUAAUUAGUGUUCAUUACUUAAUUGUUAAUUCCUGUGAUUACAUGAUAAAGUUUUUAUCCAUGGACACAUAAUACCACAGUAGCUUAAUCGUUUGCAUUUAUUAAACCGUUUCAGUGUUCGAACUCAAAGAGAGAGCGGUACUUUUCUCAACUUUGAACUAACCUACAGCUUAAACGGUAAAAGAUAUUAACAUCACGUUUUCGCUGACCCCCAAUAAAAAACAUUAGGGAAAAGUAACUCCCCUUUCGAACAGUCAUGCCUUCGAAUAAUGUGAUUUUUUUUUACUUGCACAUAGGGUAAGUGUGCCAAAUUUCGGCAUCUUUGCAUGCAAGCGCCAAAGUCUCAAGUUUGAAAUGUAAUAUUUUUAAUAAAAAUUGAUUUUUUAUUCCUUCUUCUUAAGGAGUGUUGCUUGGAACCUUGUAAACCGUUUAUCGUCUUUAUGUACUCUAAAAUCAUUCUUAAUACAUUUUAAAAUGAAUAAAAAUGUAGACAUAGCUUUGGUGUCCUAUUUCGGCCACCUUCAUUCUCAUAGUUCCUUGUCCUUAGGGAAUUCUUUCAACGUCUUUUUCACGUCAUCUCGUUUGUCAAAGCUACAUUUUUUGUUAUUCUUUUGCAUUGUAUAAUCUCUAGAGUAUGUAAAAACUAAAAAUUCAUGGAAAUUCGAGGAACAAAAAAGAUGGCCGAAAUUGCAAGCUGGCCGGAAUUGCAAGCUGGCCGGAAUUUGACACACUUACCCUAAUUAUCAAUAAUAAUUGAUAAUAAGCUAACUAAUAUUUAACAGAAAUGUAAAAUGUUAGGAAAAGUAAAAAAAAUCACAUUAUUCCAAGGCAUGAACAUUCGAAGGGAGAGUACUUUCUCCUAAGCACUAAAAAGCCAUACGAAAAUAUACUUCACGGAGAGCUCUAUCUUGUGAGUUCGAACAUUCCGCAAAGCGUGGACACUUUGUAAUCUCUUUUUUUUUAUUCGAAAAGCAAAAUCAUUCCAAUAAAGAAAAUAUGGAUUGCAUUUUCUAUAAAAUAGUCUGUUGUAUUUUUUACGGUUAAUCUUUCAUUAAAACCGUAAAUGCGUCACAUUUCUAUAAAUUUUUGAUCAAAAUAAAAACAGAAAUUACCGUAUGAAGAUUUAAACUUAAAAUAAUUACUGAAAAAACUUUGAAUUUUUUUUUAUAAAGUUUGUUACAGUCAAAUUAAAUAUAGUUUUGGUAAUCUAAAAACUUCUGGUUUUAUUUAUUCAACGUAUAAGGCAAGAAUACCAUUUUCCCUGUAAUUUUUUGGGAGAAUCAAUUUACUUUUCUGUUACUUAAAAAUAGAUUACCUUCCAACAUAUACGAGAUCGUUAAAAUUCGUGCCAAAUCGGAAAAUAUUAUCAUUCGUACACUGGCAACCCUACAUUAUCAAAUUGAUCAAAUCUAGUAUUGCCAGAGGAACCAACAUUAUGGUGAUUCCUCUGGUGUUGCUAGUGCCGAAGUGAUUGUAUAUUUACUGCGCGGAGUUUCUAUCAGUCCAUAUCUGCUUUACUAUCAUUAAUUCUUUUAUCCUUAUAUUGAUUUUACUAUGAUGAGUUAUUUAAAGAAAAUAUUUUGUAGGACUAUAAUGCCCAGUACACAAUAAAUUUUGUUUUGUAAACAUGUUUUUUGACUUUUCAGUGUUAUGUCCAGCGCACAAUAACUUUUGUUUGUAAACAUGUUUUUAAAAUUUCCUAUAAGAAUGAGCGAGAUGACUAGAUCUAGAUCUCACUCACAUGUUUACAAAAUAAAAGUUAUUGUGCGUUGGGCAUUACUGAAUGAAAUCUAAAUUAAGAAUCUCGCUCACUCUCGUAUGCAAUUUUGAAAACAUGUUUACAAACAAAAGUUAUAGUACGCUGAACAUAAUGCUCAACGUACAAUAACUUUUGUUUGUAAAUAUGUUUUCAUAAUUCCCUAUGGGAGUGAGCGAGAUGACUAUCUAGGUUUCAUUCACUCUCAUUGAAAUGUCAAAGACAUAUUUACAAAACAAAAGUUAUUGUGUUUUAGGCAUAUUUGAGUUGCUAUUGCUAGUUUUUCAACUCAAUCGAUCAAUAACCGUAAUGUAAUGAUGUUUUUAAUUUUUCUAUAAGAGUGAACGAAACUUAGAUCUAGUCAUCUCGCUCAAUCUCAUAGGAAAUUUAGAAAACAUGUUUAUAAAUGAAAGUUAUUGUGCGUAAAGCAUUAUGCCCAACGCACAAUAAUUUUUCUUUGUAAAUAUGUUUUCAAAAUUUCCUAUGUGAGAGAACGAGAUGACUAGAUCUCUGUUUCAUUCGCUCUCAUUGAAAUUUCAAAAACAAGUUAAAUUAACAAAAGUUAUUGUGCGUUGGGCAUUAUACCUACAAAAUUAUUUUAAAUUUUAAACCAUUGAAAAAUAAACAAACUGUCGAUUUUGGUUGAAAAUUAAUAAAAAAGAAAUAUGGUCAAAUGCAUGGUUUUAUGACACCAAUUGUGUUGUUAAAUUCUAGACUACUUUAAAGAAAAUAUAAUCCAUUUUUUUUAUCUUCUAUGUAUCAACUCAACUUCAGUUGAGUUAAUUCAACAACAUAAUUCUGUUAAAAAUCAUUGAAGCUCAAUCUGGAGGUUAAUAAGAGACUAGAUAUUUUUUUGUGUCUCUCCUCCAAUUUUCACUCCCAUCUCUACUAAAAACAAGUAAAAAAAAUUGUAAAAAGAGUAAAACUUUAUGAAACUAUACACACAAAAUGCCUCGUGAUAAGAUGGAAAAGUUAAAAAAAAAAAUACAGUGAAUAUGUAAAGUAUGCGAACACGUAAAUUUGAGAUAUAUCACAAGGACAGGAAUUUUAUAUGUGCAACUUUAAUAUUUACCAUGAUUGAUAAUAAUAAUAAUUCUAAAAAAAAGAACAAAAUAAAAAUAAUUGAGAUGAAUGUGUGUUGAUAUGUUAUACAACCAUGACAUUAAAAGUUGAAAGGAAACAAUUAAAAACGUAAAAACUAAUAAAUUUAGCCUGAUUAUCCCAUUUGCCACAUAAGAUCUUUUAGAGUGUGAGGUUAUGUUGGACAUAACCUUGAAAAAAAAACCUCGACGAAUUCCUAGAAAUAAAUUAAUAACUUAUUUGACUAUUUCAAGGACAAAACACUAUAUAUAACCUUAAAUUUUGCCAAGAGAUUACUUGUUUUUAAAUAAUCAAACUUCUGAUAAAAGUUCUAUGUAUAUAUCAAUUGAAAACUCUAGAAUCAAAGUAUGUUUUGGUAAUUUUUAAAUGAAGACCAAACAUAACCACACAUUUUAAAAUGGCUUAAUGAACAAAUAAAAGAAGAAGGCUAAUUAAUUACACUUUUGAAUGUGUGAUUGUGCUCUUUAACUGUUAAAUUUAGCUUAAAAAGUAAACACACAUAUAAAUACUGAAUGUGAAGAGAUACAGUGGCUUGCAAUAUCGUCGAAUCACUUUAAAUAUAUUAUUUAAAUUCUUUCAAAACCAUUAUUGUUGCAAGAUAAAAAAAAAAAUGCAAGACCACCGGGUGAACAUUUAAGAGAAAAAGAAGUAACUUGACUAAGAGAAUAAAUGAGAACAUCUCCUUCAUGCCUUACAUGAUAUAUAUCUUACAUUAUUGAUCGUAUUAAAUUUAUUAUUGAAUAUAUCUAGAAGUUAUUGAAAGUUAUACAUUUUUACUGUAAUGUCCAGAGUGAUUGUGCUUAAAAAGAUGCAGACAGUCAUUCUCUUAGUAAAAUGAAGAAGAACCUAUUUAAAAAACAGACUCAAUAUAUUCACUGUUGUUAUUAAGGGGAAAUCAAAAAGAAAUAUAUUUGGACACUUUGAAAGCAAAGAAAUCUUCAAAAAAAAAAACUGAUUAAAAUUAAAGAGAGAUGUAUUUAUUGAUGAAAAAGUGAAUAUAUAUUUUAUUAGCCAGCUGGAUUUGGGGCCGUUAAUAUAACUUAGAUAAAAGAAGAAAAAGUAAAAGAAAACCAUGUUAAUAUUGAUAAUAACUCAAAAAAUUAAAUCUAUGUCAUAAGAUGUUUUAACUAAGAAAAGAAAUUAAAAUAUUGAUCAGCUAUUCAUAAAUAUACCGAGUUUAAUCGUGAAAUAAAAUAAUGUUUGCUUGUGGGGCAAUUAAUAUCGUGGAAUGUGACGAAGUUAAAAAAAAAAAGUUAUUGCCACUGAGAGUCAUUUUUUAAUGUCCUCUGUUUAUAACUAGUGGAUGGUGUAAAAAAAAAAACAAUUUCCCGCUCUGACAAAGGCUGUUUGUAGUUAAUGAAUUUAUUUCAUACCUUUGAAAGUUUCACACUCGAAAGAAUUUGCCAAAAAUGCCAAAUUUAUAAAUGUUUGUUGAAAAUAUAUUGCAACCCUAUAAUCAUGGUAUUUCAUGUUCUCAUAAGACAAUUUAAAGAGAAAAAAAAGAGGAAAAGGACAUACGCAAUGAAAAAUAAAUUGUUUGCAAGAAAAUUACUUAAGAGUGAAACUACAUAAUAUUAUCAACCAUAAACUGAAGGUUUCGUAUAAGUUCAUGUUCAGGUGAAAAAUAUAUUAUUAUAUGUAUACAGAAA